ACUCGUGAGAGAGAAGAACGAUAUAUUUUAUUGAUAUCCGUCCCCCAAAGCCCAGCGUACGCCGGAUGCAGCCAUCACGACCCCACUGGUGGGGAUGGCUUGGGGGGUGGCACACUGUCACACGCGGCGGUGGGGAGGUGUCGCGGGUCCUCAUCAGGGUGCAGGGAUGGGGCCACCCUGAGGUGGGUUGGGGCAGCCAGGGGCCUGUCCGGGCCGGGGGCGCUGGAGGAGCCCCGUGGGGCGCAGGGAUGCGGCGUGGACCGGCACCGAGCUGCUCUCUGCUUCGACUUCCUUCCCAGCGCCGAGCCGAUUUCCUCCGGCGUCACGUGCGCGGUGUGGGACCGUGGGAGCCUGGCACGGCAUCGCGCCCCGCGGCCUCGUGGGCAGCGCCACGCCGGCAGGUAGGAUGGAGCGGCUGCGGCUUGGGGGGGGUCCCGCACCCAGGGCCAUCCCGAUGGCAGCACCUGCGCUGGGACACGCUGCUCCCGGGCUGUGCCGGUGCCCCGGGAGCAGGGGGAGCUGCUGGGGAGGAGCAGGUGCAGGGGCUGGGGGGACACGGGGCAGCGCCGGGCACCACCAACCCCACACUGCUGGGAGCGAUGGAGCCCCAGGGACGCAGAGCAGCUCCCCGUGCCCCUGGCGCUGGGUGCCCUUGUCUCUGUCCUCGUCCUUGCGGCCCUCGUGGCUGUGGCCGUCUCUUUGGGUGGAUGAAACCCACAGGCAUUUUUGGUGCCUGUGAGGUCGCCAUGGUGAGGGCUGAGCUGAUGGCGGCAGGGACCAGGUGGCAUCAGGGAUGCUGGCCCGCCAUGGGGACGGGGAGAGUGGUCUGCCACAGGGCCUGUGUGGCCCACCACAGGGACAAGGUUGCCCACCAUAAGGACAGGGUGGUCCGUAGGCACAUGCCUGUGGCCUGAUGUUUCAUAUCCUGCUCUGCCGGGGGCCUCAUCUCGGUGGGACCCCGGGCCUCGCUGGCAGAGGGAUGCUGCUGUGCCGUAGGCGGUGGCGGGACGGCAUCCUGCCCGUGCCGCGGUACCGGUGCUCUGGGGGAGGUUUGCAGCCGCCUGCUCUGCCACACGCAGAGGAAGCGCCGACCGCAGCGGGGCUGGGUGCAGGGCUGGGUGCAGGGAUGGCAGGGGGGGCAGCUGCCCCCAAAGCAACAAAGAGGGCCCUGAGCACAGGGUGCUGGGGGCGGUGGGGCAGAGCCGCCAUGGGGCUGGUUGGGUGCCACCAAGCAUCACUGCUGGCCCCGGCAGCUGUUGGAGAUGGUGCUGGCGGGAAUUUUGGCCCAGGAGCACCGUGGGACCUCGUCUCCCACCAGUCCUGUGCACCCCCUGUCCCCCCCACACGACCCUGAGCCCGGGGUCCCAGGCAGGAGCUGGGUGCGGGGACGUGUGGAGCCAGGGACGGCCCCUGGAGACCAUGUCCGAGCAGGGCGGGGGGGUUGUCAGCCAUCCCACCCAGUUGAAGGGUCCCUGGGAGAGGGGCCGUGAUGGCGGUCCUUCCCCUAGUGCCUGAUGAGCCCCUUUGCCCCCCCAGCAGCCUGUGACACAGCGAAGGACAAGGAGGGGGAGCGCCCGGAGCUGCCGGCACCGGUGAGGAUGGAGGCGGCCAAGGUCCCCCCCAGCAAGAGGAUGGCUCCCGCUCCCCCCGUCCCUGCCAAGGCCAAACCGGCCCCCAUGCUGCCCAGCAAGCUCGGUGGCCCCCAGCCCUGUGCCUCGGCCGACGUGGAGCUGGGCAGAGCCGGAGACACAGGUAGGUGUUGGGCGCCAGCACUGGGCGCUGCAGCCAUGGCGGGGCCGUGCCCUGUGCCGGCACCGGGCGCUGAUGCUCUCGCUUUGGCAGAUGCUGACGGCUUCAGCGUGGUGCCGGUCACCACAGCCAAGCUGAGCCACCCCACCGCCACGCGCCCCCGCGUGCCGGGCCAGCGGCCGCCCAGCCUGGCCCUGGGGAGCGCUGGGGGUCCCUGCGGGGGGGAGCAGCCCUGGGGGCUCUGUGCCCCUCUCCCCAGCGCGGGGCAGGCGCCCGGCCCGCCGUGGAGCGUGGAGGUGCUGGCGGCACCGCGGGCGGGAGAGACGCUGGCCCUGGAGGACCUGAAGGCUGAGGUCCGGUCCCUGCACAUCCUCGUGGACCUGAUGCGAGUCCAGCACCUGCGGGACCUGGAGGACAUGCGGCUGGAGAUGUGCCAGGAGCGGGCCAAGCGCCAGGCGCUGCAGGUGAGUCCCUGGCGAGGGGCUGCCCCGCUGCUGGGGUCCCGGCUGCAUUCCCCCCCCCAGCGCUCACAACCUCUCCCCGCAGGCGGAGAUCGAGCGGGUGCGGAAGGCGCUGCCCUGUUAGCGCGGGCGGGGGGCUGCGGUGCACCCACACGGUGCCGCUGGGCUGUGCCAUGUGCCCCCCACCCCGGCCCCGCUGCCCCCAGCGAGUUCUGCACCGACCAGGCGUGAACACCCCCCCCCUGCACACGGCCACUGCUC
This is a messenger RNA of Chroicocephalus ridibundus (black-headed gull), 2471 nucleotides long. RefSeq names its product skin secretory protein xP2-like. NCBI's taxonomy places the organism in Eukaryota, Metazoa, Chordata, Aves, Charadriiformes, Laridae. The record is from RefSeq and is a predicted model, not a curated record. The coding region runs from base 1515 to 2441 and encodes 308 amino acids. The transcript is spliced from 4 exons.